AAUAUAGCAUUUCUUCUCCGAUAACAAAAUUUUCAGAAAAUCAAGAAAUUAAAUAAUUUUUUUUUCUUUCACAAUUUUCAAUUUUCUCCUUCUCUUUCUUUUUCUGAGGGAAAAAAAUGGUGACGGCGAUUUUCCGAUCGCAGGAUUGCCUUCGAGGUAGGUUCCGCAACGAAGCUCUAACCCUAACCCUCUCCCCCCGCUCCGGAUCACGACGGAGCCCCAAUUUCUCUAACCCUAACCCUAAUUCCACCCCCAACCAUGGCUCCACCGCCAAUAUUCAUCAAUCUCGCCGCCGGAAGAGGAGUCCGAUGGCGGUUCAGUCCAAUCAGCACGACCGACCUCGCGAUCGGUACGCUGAUCACUCCGUUGUUGCGAAGGCGCCGGUUAAAAACCUUGUGACGGGACAGGUCAAGAUCCUGAGGCGCGGUGAGGUUUUGAACCCGGAGAAGAGCAACCGAGGGCUAAGAGUGGUUGCUAGCGACGAUUGCAAGCAGAAGGCGAAUAAGGAAAACGAUCCGGAUUUGGUUUUGGGAUCCACGGACCGUUUGGGACCCGACCCGGAGACCGUGCAGAAGCAGAUUAAGGCUGCGGAGUUCAAGGUCAUGGACGCGAUUUAUGCUGGAUCGAGCGUUUUCUACGCGUCUCCGCCUCCGAGCUCGGUGCCGCUGCCUGCUUUUUUGGGAAGGAACGGCACCGCAACGAGCGAUCUCCGCCGGCUGCUGCGGCUCGAUUUGGUGUGAGCGAUGGUGAUUUAGCAAGGCUGCCUGCUUGAAUCGUUUGAUCGAAAAGUUAAAUGAAUCCGAAAUUCCGAAAAUCGUUGAAGGUUGUUCUAUUAGUUGGUAAUGAUUGUUCGCUUUGCUUCCUUUAUUUUUUCAAGAGGAAAGUUGAUUUGAGUGCGAGCAAAUGAUGAUAAGAUUAGGGCAAAUAUCUUGCUAGGGUUUGUGCAAAUUAAAGGAAGAAGAUUAGUAGGAAAGUUUGUGUGUUUGGUGCCUUGUAUAGUUUACUUAGUGUGCAAGAAAUGUUUACGAGGUUGGAUGAAAAGAGAAGUAUAUAGAGAGAAAUAUUAUAUGAUGCAGUAGUAAUCAUCAAAGAAUAAAAUGUUGUGCUUAAUCUCUUGCCAA
Molecule: messenger RNA, 1121 nt
Organism: Pyrus x bretschneideri (Chinese white pear)
Lineage: Eukaryota; Viridiplantae; Streptophyta; Magnoliopsida; Rosales; Rosaceae
Exons: 1
Coding region: 117-740 (207 amino acids)
Source: RefSeq, a predicted model, not a curated record